This is a messenger RNA of Perognathus longimembris pacificus (Pacific pocket mouse), 1278 nucleotides long. Its product is annotated as UDP-GlcNAc:betaGal beta-1,3-N-acetylglucosaminyltransferase 7-like. Bases 1 to 1278 code for a protein of 425 amino acids. The transcript has a single exon. The record is from RefSeq and is a predicted model, not a curated record. Gene Ontology annotation, cellular component: membrane. Gene Ontology annotation, molecular function: hexosyltransferase activity. NCBI's taxonomy places the organism in Eukaryota, Metazoa, Chordata, Mammalia, Rodentia, Heteromyidae.
AUGGACGGCAGGGCGCGCGGGCUCACCCUUCCCUCCCCCCCUAGGAAGAGGACCCUGUCCCGGAGCGCGUGCCUGGCGCUGGCCCUGCUGGUGGCGGUGACCGUGUUCCAGCGCGGCCUGGCCCCCGGGCAGCUGCUGCAGCAGCCAUCGUCGCCCCCGGGGCCCGACGCCCCCCGGUCCCCUCCGAAGCCCAGCGGACGGCGGCUGAGCCCCGACGGCUUCUGGAAGGACCCCAAGGAGACGGGCGCAGCGGCGGUGGCGGCCCCCACGGACGAAGAGGCCCCCCCCGGAGGAGGAGGGCGGCCCCGGGCGUGGGACGUGACGGCCGCGAACUGCACGGCCAACACCAACCUGACGCGCCAGGCCUGGUUCCAGGGCCUGGAGCCGCACUUCCGCCAGUUCCUGACCUACCGCCACUGCCGCUACUUCCCCAUGCUGCUGAACCACCCGGAGAAGUGCGCGGGCGGCGACGUGUACCUGCUGGUGGUGGUCAAGUCGGUGAUCACGCAGCACGACCGCCGGGAGGCCAUCCGGCAGACGUGGGGCCGCGAGCGCGCGUCGGCGGGCGCGGGCCGGGGCGCCGUGCGCACCCUGUUCCUGCUGGGCACCGCCUCCAAGCGGGAGGAGCGCGGCCACUACCAGCAGCUGCUGGCCUACGAGGACCGCGUGUACGGCGACAUCCUGCAGUGGGACUUCCUCGACAGCUUCUUCAACCUGACCCUCAAGGAGGUGCACUUCCUCAAGUGGCUGGACAUCUACUGCCCCCGCGUCCCCUUCGUCUUCAAGGGCGACGACGACGUCUUCGUGCACCCGGCCAACCUGCUGGAGUUCCUGGCCGACCGGCGCCCCGACGAGGACCUGUUCGUGGGCGACGUGCUGCGCCACGCGCGGCCCAUCCGCCGCAAGGACAACAAGUACUACAUCCCGCCCGUGCUGUACGGCAAGGCCAGCUACCCGCCCUACGCGGGCGGCGGCGGCUUCCUCAUGGCCGGGGGCCUGGCCCGCCGCCUGCGCCGCGCCUGCGACACGCUGGAGCUCUACCCCAUCGACGACGUGUUCCUGGGCAUGUGCCUGGAGGUGCUGGGCGUGCAGCCCACGGCCCACGAGGGCUUCAAGACCUUCGGCAUCUCCCGCGACCGCGGCAGCCGCAUGAACCGGGAGCCCUGCUUCUACCGCGCCAUGCUGGUGGUGCACAAGCUGCUGCCCGCCGAGCUGCUGGCCAUGUGGGGCCUGGUGCACGGCAACCUCACCUGCGCGCGCCGCCUGCAGGUGCUCUGA